AAUGAUGACGUCGAAGGCACACAUGGGAGCGUGCGAGUGAAGUUUUAAAACGGGAUUGAGCCUAAUCUUAAUUAACUGGUUCAUCAAUACUUUUCGACGAGAAGUAGUCGUUACUGUUUUUAAUCUGCUGCUCUCCAAACGCUUAGUCUUCCACCGUAUCUGUACUUAACCCACUUUCAUUGGGAAACAGAUCUGGGUCAGAAAUGGCUGAUCCCAGUCUCGCUGCAAAAGACCAGUAUUUUCAGAGUUUGGGAAGCAAAGUGUGCGCAUCUCAGGAUCAGGAGCCGCGUAAACGAAAGCUGGUUUCUAAAAAGGAGGGCUCGGAAGCUCUAACGCAACCUAAAAAGAAGAAGAAGAGGAGGAGAAGAAAGGAAACUCCAAAGGAGCUGAAACAUUUUCAACCAGUGAGUGGGGGUCAGCCUAAUACUGUUCAAAAUGGAGUGAAAGUGGAUAAAAUCCAGCAAAAUACCAGAGUCAGUGAAGUGAACACCAGCUCGUUUUCAACAGUAAAUAUUCUUCGUCAGAGACUACACGAGAAAAUCCAAGAAAGCCGUGGUCAGUGCAAUCCAAAAGGCUUGCUUCCUGAAGAAUUAGAGAAGAAACGGCUGCACAGAAAGCGGGAAAGGGAAAAGAAAAAACAGAAACGGAAAGAGAUGCGAAUGAAAAAAGAACAGAAAAUUGUCCAGGAAGAUAGUAUUGCAGCAGAGGCUCAAGAUACAGAGAAAAAAGACCCAUCGAAGAAAACGGAAAAUCAGUUGCUCUUCAAUAAAGUGGAUUUGCCAUCUGAGGUAGUUAAAGACAAAAAGAUGAAAAGAAAAGAGAAAAAACAGAAAAUUAAAGGUGGCAUCACACCUCUCACUGGCAAAAACUACAAACAACUUUUAUCUCGACUGGAAGCCCAAAAGAAUAAGCUUGAAGAAUUGAAGAUUAAAGAUGAAAAUAAGGCAAAGGAAGUUGAAAUGAAGAUGAAGUGGACCAAUAUUCUGUACAAAGCUGAAGGCCUGAAAAUUAAAGACAAUGAAGAAUUGCUGAAAGCUUCACUAAAGAGAAAAGAAAAACUCAAAUCCCAACGUCAGAAGAAAUGGGAAAAGCUAACAGAACAUGUUGUUGAAAAGAUGCAGCGUCGUCAAGAUAAGAGGAAAAGAAAUAUAAUGCAAAAGAAGCAUGCCAAGAUAGAACGGAAAAAAGACAAGGCAAGAAAGAAAGGACGUAUUCUACCUGAAGAUUUAAAAAAAGCAAAUCUUUGAGAGAAGAGUUGAAUUUUGUAUUAACAUAAAAUAGUCUCAAACCUA
Molecule: messenger RNA, 1292 nt
Organism: Hemiscyllium ocellatum (epaulette shark)
Lineage: Eukaryota; Metazoa; Chordata; Chondrichthyes; Orectolobiformes; Hemiscylliidae
Gene: surf6
Product: surfeit 6
Exons: 4
Coding region: 204-1247 (347 amino acids)
Biological process (GO): ribosomal large subunit biogenesis; ribosomal small subunit biogenesis
Cellular component (GO): nucleolus
Molecular function (GO): RNA binding; DNA binding
Source: RefSeq, a predicted model, not a curated record